Messenger RNA from Tetranychus urticae (two-spotted spider mite), 1666 nucleotides. RefSeq lists its product as uncharacterized. NCBI's taxonomy places the organism in Eukaryota, Metazoa, Arthropoda, Arachnida, Trombidiformes, Tetranychidae. The record is from RefSeq and is a predicted model, not a curated record.
AUGGGCAUUAUUACUGCAAUAAAAGUUGUGGUUUCAAAUAAAAUAAGUAAAAUCUUUUAUGGUAUCAUUGGUUGGCCUGAAAUAGAUAUUCAAAAUGAUAAAGCCGUUGAAGCAGUUGGAAGAUUCAUGUUUAUCGGGAAGCUUUUGCUCGUCCAUCAACCUCAUCCAGAUGAAGAUCGUACAGUACCUCCGACCAAAGGACUUACUUACUUAUCCAUAACAAUUGAUCUUUUCGUCUUAACAAUCAUUAUUGAACUUUUAUGCGCCUUUUGUACGGAUAAUCGUAUAACUUUGGCUUAUUUGGGCGACGUAUUUGUUGGCAUGAAUAAUGAAUAUGCACUUCGAAUGCUAUGUCUUUGUGGUACUUUUUGUUUGGGCGCUACUAGAGCUGUAUCGUGUUACUUGGCACGAAAUGGAUCACUUGAUUGGACUAAAGUGAUUUAUAAAGCAAUGAUAAAUGGAUGGAAACCUGAAGUACUGAAUAUGAAGAGAGCAUAUUGUUUGAAAUGGAGGCAAACAUGUGUUUUCAUAGCACGACAAAUAGUUGGAACAUCAAUAAUCCUCACUUCGGUUUGGGUAACAUGUUUUGCCUAUUCGACAUACAAUUGUAAAACUCUUUAUUUGGCCCUAGAACGUCCCCUGAUCUUGACCUGCUUCAUGUUUCGCCAGAUAAUUACAUUUUUUGCGAUAAUUUUUGUUGUUCCACAAGUUGCCUGGUUCUGUUUCUUACUAGUUAUUUCAAUUACUUAUCUCAUUUAUAGAUCAAACUCCGUUUAUGUCGACUUACAGAAAUCAUUGCAAUUUGAAUCUUUGCCAGUUUCAGUUAUAACUAAAAUUUGCACCAAAAAUAUUUCUUUACUCAACGAAUUUGAAUUUAUAAAUCGGCAAAUGAGUUACGUUUCUUACUGUGGCUACAAUCUAAUCAGUUUUGCUGGACAAGUUGCUCUUCUUUACUCAUACCUUGGACUGUUCGGGAUGCCAUUAGCUGAUCUUGGUUUGGGCAUCAUUGGAUUCAAUACUGUAUUUCAAGUUGGUAUAGUUUCAUUUAUAGCAGCUAAAUCAGUGGCCAACGUUGGUUUCUCUUACUCUCAUUAUCAUAGAAUCUAUCAAAAUAAUUACAACAUUGAGCCAAGACUCAAACUAAAGUUGCUUUAUAACCUAGAUCGAUUGAGCAGCCCGUCUGUUGGUAUUUGGGUCGGGGAAUCAUUUUUGAUGGACAAAUACUCAUUCAUUCAGUAUCUUCUUGAAAUGUGUUCCAAUAUGAUGCUAAUAAUUGUUACAAUGCCAGCCUUAAUUUGGAGGGACACAUAAGAUACAGCAUCAACAUGUAUAAGUAUUCUUCAGUGGUAUUUAAAAGUUCUGUUGAGUCAUGAUGAGGCUGACGCAAAUGCAAAAAAGGCUUGCUUUAGCAGUAACACCAUAACUUAAGUCAAAGGCAAUGCAAUCAGUAUUUGUAAUGAACCUUAGUUCCUUGACCGUUCUUGAACAAUAAAAAUGUGCAGGCGUAAAAUAUUAUAAAAACAUUUUCUUGAUCUGCGCUGUUCCAUGUUCGAUAACUAACUGAAUCUUCUGUCAAGAAAUUUCAAAUUUUCACCAGACAUUUUUCAUACUCUUAUUUACAAAUCUACAAAAAACUGUUGAAAUAUUUUCAAUAUUUUAACGGCUA